Molecule: messenger RNA, 1809 nt
Organism: Nasonia vitripennis (jewel wasp)
Lineage: Eukaryota; Metazoa; Arthropoda; Insecta; Hymenoptera; Pteromalidae
Product: putative ankyrin repeat protein RF_0381
Exons: 1
Coding region: 1-1809 (602 amino acids)
Molecular function (GO): protein binding
Source: RefSeq, a predicted model, not a curated record
AUGAACUCACGUUUGUGGAGCGCCAUAAAGCGACGCGAUGAAGGAGAGACAAGAAAACUGCUGUUACAAGGGGCUCGCGUCGAUGCACGCCAAAAACACGAUGGAUACACUUACCUCAUGCUCAGCACUUCCUGCGACGAUCUCACCAUCACGAAGAUGCUCAUCGACUUCGGCUGUCCCGUCAACGUUAUCAGCCGUUACGGCAACUGCACAGCCUUGCAUCUCGCAGUUGCCUAUGUGAAUUACGAUAUAGCUUUCGAGCUGAUCAAAGCCGGAGCUAACGUGCACAUCAAAAACCAACACGGCGGCAGCACUGCACUGCAUCUCGCGGUAGUGGACCUAACUCACGUGGACUUGCUCGGGGAAGUUGUACCUAAUGUUCAACUGAAAGAAAAAAAUGCCUACUGCAUGGAUUGCAUCCGCUUCGCGGAUAUGUCCCGCUCAAAGUCUGGAAUUUGCGUGACGAUCGCCUCGGACAGCAACAACUGGAUUAAAAAACGCAUUCUCCUCGUGAAGAUGCUGCUGGAUGUCGGGGCCGACGUCAACGCCAAGGACAACAACAACUGCACGGCGAUUCACUCCGCCGUUUAUACCGGCGAUCUUCAGUUAAUGAAGAUUCUCAUCGAGGCCGGGGCCGAUGUAAACAACCAGAACCGCAUCGGUGCGACCCCUUUGCACGAGGCUAUCUUGUGCCGCAACGCGGAAAUGGUUAAUCUGCUGUUGAACAGUAGCGCCAACGUCUCCGCCAAAACCGUGCUCGGCAACACGCCCCUGCAUUGGGCCUCGAUGCUCAACGUCGACGCGGCCAUUUUGACCAACCUGAUGAAGUUCCAAAGUUCUUGUAUCGACGACCUGAACGCCGACGGCCUGUCGGCCUUCGAUGUCCUCUUGCAGAACGGCGAUCCGAUGUCAGUGAAGCUCUUCGUCGAGAAGUACGAUGCGAACUUGAUGCACGUCGAUAACAACGGAGUCACGGCGCUUCACCACGCGGCCUGCAAUCCAGACCCCAACCUGUUGAAACUAGUGCUCGACAGCACCGCGGGAGGACUCGCGGUCGACCAAGCUUGCAACAACGGCUUGACCGCACUGCACGUCGCGAGCAAAGAACUCCUACCGCAGAACGUUCGCCUACUCAUCGCCAGAGGGGCCAACGUCAACGCCAAGGAUAAGCACGGUAAGACCGCCUUAUUUUUAAGCGUACAUGGUUCCAAUACAAGCGAGAACCUAAAAAAGGUGACAGAACUGCUGCUCGAACAUGGCACCGACCUGAAUCAGAAGUACAUCGAGAGGGAGGCCGAGAAGACCAUACUGCAAGUAAGCAUCCAAGGCGUCUGCUCCAUCGUCACCCGCAUGAUCAUCAUGCACGCUGUCAAAGUCGAGUUCAAAACAAACCAACGGGUGUUCGACGACUAUAAUCUUGCGGUUAUACAAGACGACGAACUCGCCAUGCGGCAAUACUCUGCCGCUCGGAACGAGCUGAUGAUCAUGAGCAAUUCUGUGUUCGAAGAUACGUCGAUAACGCAUCUGGCCCUGUUGACCGGAUCGGAGCGAGAAGUACUGCGUUAUGCGAGAAAUAAAAAUCUGCUGAAAGCGUUUGAGAACAGCUACGAUCGAACCACUUACCUGUAUUAUGGCCCGAUAAUGAAGAGAAGAUUCGACGCAGCUGUUGCCAAACAGAAAGAUAUGGAAAAUGUAUGCAUUAUUUUAAGCGAACUGUUGCGAUUCGCGGGUCCGGAGCAUCCGGCUUUCGAAAUAAUUUUUCAUGGCUUGAGUGAUGAGGAUGUUAAAUUUCUUCUUGAGAAUGCUUAG